Phymastichus coffea is the source of this 912-nucleotide messenger RNA. RefSeq names its product large ribosomal subunit protein uL16m (gene mRpL16). Gene Ontology annotation, cellular component: ribosome; mitochondrial large ribosomal subunit. Lineage: Eukaryota; Metazoa; Arthropoda; Insecta; Hymenoptera; Eulophidae. The transcript has 6 exons. The record is from RefSeq and is a predicted model, not a curated record. Bases 119 to 862 code for a protein of 247 amino acids. Gene Ontology annotation, biological process: mitochondrial translation. Gene Ontology annotation, molecular function: rRNA binding; structural constituent of ribosome.
AACGAAUGUAUCACGGAACAGUUUCCGUGGUUUAAGAAUAAAACAUUAGAAAUCAUAUAUAAACUCUGAAAAGAUAGUUUAUGAAUAGCUUAGAAUAUCCUAUUUGAAAGCCAUUAACAUGUUUUCUCGAACAAUAUUGUCUUGUCUUUGUCAAACAGGUAAUCCAUCAUGCACCAAUCCUCUUGGAAUUUCUGUACAAAUGGCUGGACUUAGAUAUUUUCCUCCUCCACCAGUUUAUGAUUUGGAAAUACCUCCUGAUACACGAGGGAAAAAGCUGCCAAUAUAUCCAAGAGUCCCAACAUAUCCUCCUACAAUGAAACCAUUUAAAAUGCAAAAGAAACUGAAACUUAUGAGGGGUGAAGAAACAGUUUUGAACAAACUCAUACAUAAACAGUAUGGAGUUAUAGCAUUGAUUGGUGGUAGAUUGAAAUGGAAUCAUUUUGAAAUGAUGCGUUGGACUGUAAACAAAUACUUGCCUGAUAAGGCUUUUUCACUGUAUAGAGUGGAUCCACCGUGGCAACCUGUUACAAAGAAGGGAGCUGGACAGCGAAUGGGGGGUGGAAAAGGUGCAAUUGAUCAUUAUGUAACACCCAUAAGAGCUAGAAGAGUUAUAUUAGAAGUUGGAGGGCCAGUAGAAUAUGAUGAGGUAAAAAAAGCAAUAGAAUCAAUUGCUAAUAUGUUACCAUUCAAAGCCAUGGCAGUUACUCAAGAAUCAUUAAACCAACUUCAUGAAGAUGAAAAGUAUCUCGCAGAUAACAAUGAAAAUCCAUUCACUUUUAAAUAUAUUAUCCAAAACAAUCUUGGUGGUUGUCACAACUGGAUAAGUCCACUAGACAAAUACUGGUAUGGCAAACAUAGAUAGACAGAUUUAUACUUGUUUUUUUAAAAACAUUAUUGCGUUAAUAAAAAAUU